Grammomys surdaster is the source of this 1846-nucleotide messenger RNA. It is a transcript of the gene Prpf31, whose product is annotated as pre-mRNA processing factor 31. Gene Ontology annotation, cellular component: precatalytic spliceosome; U4 snRNP; U4/U6 x U5 tri-snRNP complex. Bases 71 to 1552 code for a protein of 493 amino acids. The record is from RefSeq and is a predicted model, not a curated record. Gene Ontology annotation, biological process: spliceosomal tri-snRNP complex assembly; mRNA splicing, via spliceosome. NCBI's taxonomy places the organism in Eukaryota, Metazoa, Chordata, Mammalia, Rodentia, Muridae. The transcript is spliced from 14 exons.
AAGAGCGCCGAAAGCUCUGGGGAAGCGGAUUUCUUAGAAACGAUCGUGGGACCAUCGAAACGGCCUUGGGAUGUCUCUGGCAGAUGAGCUCUUGGCUGACCUUGAGGAGGCAGCAGAAGAAGAGGAAGGAGGAAGCUAUGGAGAAGAAGAGGAGGAGCCAGCAAUUGAAGAUGUACAGGAGGAGACACAGCUGGAUCUUUCUGGAGAUUCAGUCAAGAGCAUUGCCAAGCUAUGGGAUAGCAAGAUGUUUGCUGAGAUCAUGAUGAAGAUUGAGGAGUAUAUCAGCAAGCAAGCCAAAGCUUCCGAAGUGAUGGGACCAGUGGAAGCAGCCCCUGAGUACCGAGUCAUUGUGGAUGCCAACAACCUGACUGUGGAGAUCGAAAAUGAGCUAAACAUUAUCCAUAAGUUCAUCCGGGAUAAAUACUCGAAGAGAUUUCCUGAGCUAGAAUCCUUGGUGCCCAACGCUCUGGAUUACAUCCGCACAGUCAAGGAGCUGGGCAACAGCCUGGACAAGUGCAAGAACAAUGAGAACCUCCAGCAGAUCCUGACCAACGCUACCAUCAUGGUUGUUAGUGUCACAGCCUCCACCACCCAGGGGUAUGUAUGCCAUAUGGUAAGGUGCUGCGACAUGGCCCUGGAGCUGAAUGCCUCCAAGCACCGCAUCUACGAGUACGUGGAGUCCCGGAUGUCCUUCAUUGCACCCAACUUGUCCAUCAUCAUUGGAGCAUCUACGGCUGCCAAGAUCAUGGGUGUGGCUGGAGGGCUGACCAACCUGUCUAAGAUGCCUGCCUGCAACAUCAUGCUAUUGGGAGCCCAGCGCAAGACACUGUCUGGCUUCUCUUCUACCUCCGUGCUGCCUCAUACUGGCUACAUCUACCACAGUGACAUUGUGCAGUCUCUGCCCCCAGAUCUCCGGCGGAAGGCAGCCCGCCUAGUGGCUGCCAAGUGUACACUGGCAGCUCGUGUGGACAGCUUCCAUGAGAGCACAGAAGGGAAGGUGGGCUAUGAACUAAAGGAUGAGAUUGAGCGCAAGUUUGACAAGUGGCAGGAGCCACCACCCGUGAAGCAAGUGAAGCCCCUGCCUGCGCCCCUUGAUGGGCAGCGGAAGAAGCGAGGGGGCCGAAGGUACCGCAAGAUGAAGGAACGGCUAGGACUGACGGAGAUCCGGAAGCAGGCGAACCGCAUGAGCUUUGGAGAGAUUGAGGAGGAUGCAUAUCAAGAAGACCUAGGCUUUAGCCUGGGCCAUUUGGGCAAGUCAGGCAGUGGGCGCGUGCGGCAGACACAGGUGAAUGAGGCCACCAAGGCCAGGAUCUCCAAGACAUUGCAGCGGACCUUACAGAAACAGAGCGUGGUGUAUGGUGGGAAGUCAACAAUUCGUGACCGCUCCUCAGGGACUGCCUCCAGUGUGGCCUUCACUCCCCUCCAGGGUCUGGAGAUUGUGAACCCACAAGCAGCCGAGAAGAAGGUGGCAGAAGCUAACCAGAAGUAUUUUUCUAGCAUGGCUGAGUUCCUCAAGGUCAAGGGUGAGAAAAGUGGCACCAUGUCUACCUGAAGGGGCCCACACUCCAGGUGGCCACCCACUGAAAGGACAUAAAGGACUGGAGUGACAGAUUUCCAGCCAGGAAGUUGUGGUGUAGUGAGGCAGCCUUCCAUGCUCUGUCCUUGGCCCAAGGCCACAGCAUCCAAGGAAAAGGAUGAAGCACCUUAGCCUGCCUCUCCCAGCACCCGUGCUGCUGCCACCCCAAAUGGACAGAGAGGUCUUCCUCACACUCAGCCUUUUUACACAGGGGGAAGGAAGUCCUUUUUUAGAAUGAGUACAAUUAAAUGUGUAGUGUCAGGCUCUGAA